AUGAAUCAAAAUACAUACUCCGCAGCCAACGACAUCUGGCACAGCCAGCUGCUGGACAGCCCCCUCUGCCACAAGUGUCUCGAACUCCAUGACCACCAUGCAUGCACGACUCCUCUUUCCAAGCCCCUUUCGGCAGACGCUAUCUCCCUCCCCCCUCGAUCUAUCAGAUCCGGCAUUACAGGUGCCCUCUCUCUCCACGAUUACCGCAAGUUUCUCUCCAAAUCUGCGGACCGCGUCGGCGAUCGUGCCGAUCAUGCAAGUAGGAAAUUGAAGCGAAAGACCGCCGCGUUGCAUUUGAACCGCCCGCCCGCUCUUUCCAUUUCUUAUCCGGUCUCUGUGUCGUCUGCGACCUCGAGUCCUCCGCCACUGUCUCCUUCCUACUCACAGAGUAUCGUUUCCCAGCGGAGUGAAGAGCCUGAGAUUGCGGAAGCCCAGCCUGCGCAUUCUCAAUAUAAUCAGGACCCACGAGCAACCGUUGCGGAUAUAGGGCGUGGUAGAGUGAAUAGGAAGCGUUUGAAUACUUUUCGUGAAAAGCUUCAGAAGAGAACCGAAGCGAAAGUAGAAGCAGAUCGUGCUGCUAAACCGCCAGACACAGACUCAAUGUUGGCCCAUACGCAGGCCGUUGCCACCGUGUCACACGGUGGCGCCUGCUUCGAGAUACUGAACCCGCGCAAGUCGCUGGAUCUCGCACGCAUCGUCUCAUACAUUGAAGACGUGGACAAUUGCUCCAUGGUCUCUGUAGACCACCGUGACUCGGCCUUUUCUCUCGAGCAAGGACUGGACCGGGUGUCCCUGUCCCAACUCACCGAUGCCUCGUUGCCUUCAUUCUACUCCACGAACUCACUGUACACAUCUCUCCCCGCCGACCCACCAACACCGAAGGCCCAGUCAACAGAUAUCCCAUCCUCCUCUCCGCGAAUCCGCGAGCGUAUCCGCUCGCUAUCAGACUACUCUCUCACCGACCAAGCCUUCAAUUACUGGAGCCGGCCUGUACAAAACGAGCCCACGAUUCACGAACCCAACCACCAGCACUCCUUCAGCGAAAGAGACGCACCACAUGCACACCUCACCUCCAUCCGCGAGGAACCCAGACCCCCAGCUCUGGACCUCUCUCUCGACAACUCCCGCCCCUCAACACCCUCCACCCGAACCUUCUACUCGGACAGCGAGAUUGGCGAGCCAGGCUCACCAGUCUACGCCAACGGCGACUGGGCCCAAGUCGACGACCGCGACAGAGGCAUCUUCUACGAACAACCAGAAUACGAGGACGAAGACAUCACCCCUUCCGCCCAAGAAUAUACCCCCUACCCCCAUAAUCUCGACCAAGAACACCUUCAAAACCAACACCGCCACCAACAAAUCCACAGAACUCAAACACCCGAAACAAAUCCCGAACCCCCAACCCCCCGUGAAACACCCCUAGACACACCCCUCACAUCCCCAAUGCAUUCACCAAUGUACUCAUCCUUCGACUCUGCAUACCCAUACCCAUCAACACCCUCAACCUCCAAAUUACCGCACUACCCUCCCUUGGAUCCAUACACCUAUGAUCCGGUGUACUUCGAUCCGCAUGUGCAAUCUGUCCUUGCAGCUGCGAACGCGGAGACGAUGGGAUUGCGCGGGACACCCGCACGGGCACUUGAGGAGUUACAACGCGGUCGUGGUGAUGCGCGGUUUGAGUUCCCGAGGGGAAAGAGUCAUGAGAGGAAGUCUGUGCAGAGGAAGGGAUUGAAGAAGUUUUUCAGUUGGAGAUCUGGGAAUUAG
This is a messenger RNA of Penicillium bovifimosum, 1764 nucleotides long. RefSeq lists its product as uncharacterized. NCBI's taxonomy places the organism in Eukaryota, Fungi, Ascomycota, Eurotiomycetes, Eurotiales, Aspergillaceae. The record is from RefSeq and is a predicted model, not a curated record. The transcript has 3 exons. The coding region runs from base 1 to 1764 and encodes 587 amino acids.